AUGAAUGAGUUUCGAAACUCCGAGGAACAGCAGGUUGAGCUUAAAGAAAAGAUCGCCAAGCUCGAGGAGCUCGAGAUUAAGGCAAGGGAGAAAGGAUACGAGCUGAAUACGGAGUUGGUGCUUCAUAACAUUGAGGAAGAGGAUAUGGAGGAUUAUUUUGGAUGCCACAGUGAGAAGCUCGCACUUGCUCUCGAGCUUUUGAGUGCUCCGGAGGGAGAAGUUGUCAUCAGGAUAGUGAAGAACCUCAGAGUUUGUGGGGAUUGUCAUUUUCUGAUGAAGUUCGCGAGCGAAUUGUAUGGGAGGGAGAUUGUGUUGAGAGACAUCAAGCGGUUUCAUCAUUUCAAGGAUGGCCAGUGUUCCUGUAGUGAUUAUUGGUAA
This is a messenger RNA of Ananas comosus (pineapple), 378 nucleotides long. Its product is annotated as pentatricopeptide repeat-containing protein DWY1, chloroplastic-like. The record is from RefSeq and is a predicted model, not a curated record. Lineage: Eukaryota; Viridiplantae; Streptophyta; Magnoliopsida; Poales; Bromeliaceae. Gene Ontology annotation, molecular function: zinc ion binding. The coding region runs from base 1 to 378 and encodes 125 amino acids. The transcript has 2 exons.